AUGGACCCCCAGCGGCGGCUCCAGCCGCUAGAGCGCAAGCCGCACAGCCUCCGGAGGUCGUGGCUUUGUUUGGGCAAAGUCGGGGGACUCCAGACUCGGCUUCGCGAAGAUCAGGAUGAGGCGAAAAAGUACAAAGAGUUGUCGACUCGGGUAGAAAACGCCAUUCAAGCCCAGUUAUCCUCAAUGGCGGAUCAACAGCCCACGUCCAGGGCCCUGGCGACCGUUACGCUGCGAUUCCCGGACGUCGUUCCCGCCUUCUGGGACUGGGUCAGUGCGCACUUCCGCGUGACGAGUGGGCCGGUGUUUGACUUGCUUCUAGAGGCGUGUGUCCGGGACGACCCAGCCCGCUUUGAAGGCAACUGUGAGAACAUUUCCGGUAUUCGCCUUCCUGACACGACAACCCCCGUCCACACGCACACGGGACCGAAUCUCCGGGAGCCCGGCUGUCCCAACCCUUUCGACCCCGACCUCGCAAUCAGGAGCGGCGCCAUACCAGGGGUCUCCCGGGCCAACCAGCAAGAUGAUUUUGGUCACGGGUGCGUCGUCCGGGGCCGCAGAUGCUUCGGUCUCAAGAAAAUCGGGCUCGUCUACGACCCCCGGGACUACCGGUACGGAAUCCGCGGACGCGGCUUUGAGCCUCGGCUCAACGUAGGGGCUUCGGAGAGAGCCUCAGGUGCGGUCCAGACCACAAGGACUUCGGGUAAGACCUCUCCUGGGCCCGGAGGACCUCGAGCAGUGUCCCAACAAAUCUUCCAGGUGCCCAGGUGUCGACUCCGCCUUCGAAACGUCCCUCCCCGGUACGUCGAUGCAGUUGACGAAAAAGGCCCGACGUUCCGACCCUGA
Aphanomyces astaci is the source of this 843-nucleotide messenger RNA. RefSeq lists its product as hypothetical. The record is from RefSeq and is a predicted model, not a curated record. Bases 1 to 843 code for a protein of 280 amino acids. The transcript has 4 exons. Lineage: Eukaryota; Oomycota; Saprolegniomycetes; Saprolegniales; Verrucalvaceae.